Bathycoccus prasinos is the source of this 681-nucleotide messenger RNA. RefSeq lists its product with no specific name. NCBI's taxonomy places the organism in Eukaryota, Viridiplantae, Chlorophyta, Mamiellophyceae, Mamiellales, Bathycoccaceae. Bases 1 to 681 code for a protein of 226 amino acids. The record is from RefSeq and is a predicted model, not a curated record. The transcript has a single exon.
AUGGGAGGAAGGAGCAACACGAACAACUCCGAAGAAGACGAAGAGGCCGACGAGUUAACGAAUUAUACCUCGACGACGAAUCCAAUCUUCGACCAAGCGGUCGAAAACGCGAAGAAAACGGAAACGGAGAUGGAAAUUUGGAUCGCGAACGCGACGAACGCGUCGGUGACGUUCAUCGACGAAGUCGUUUCCGCGAUCGAGGAUGUCGCGACGUCGGGGCAUUUUAACGUGUCUUCUUCGUCGAGUUCCGAUGAGACGAACACGAACUCGACUACGGUUGUUCCAGUCGUCCAGGAACUCCAAAACGACCUCGAGGCGGAAGAGGAAAAGAAGUUUGAGAUUUUACGAAACGUCCCGGAGUUCAGAUACCGGAGUUCUCUAGGAGGCGCGAGCACUUCAGAUUUCUCCUCGAAAAGUAGCAUUCCGAGCGCGAGCAAGUCCGCGAUGCUCUUACAAAACGUCAACGAAUACGACCGAAAAGAUUUUUUCGUCUUUGGGACGCUCUCGAUGGCGUUUUGCGUCGCGUUCUUCGUCGCCGUGGUGUUGAGGAAACAUGCGCAGAAGUUUAAAGUCGUCGCGGCGGGGGAGGAAACGACGAGCGAAGAAGAAAAAGAAGAAGAAGAGGAAGAGGCAUUGAUGAGGAACGAACACGGUGCGAUCAAAUACGGCUCGGUCGUGUAG